CUGGUCCAUUUUCGGCGUUCCUGGGGACUACAAUCUGCGGUUGCUCGACUUUGUGCCACCGGCCGGGCUGCACGGAAGAGAAUACAUCAUACCCUCGCGGACGGCGACUACCGCCACUUCGCGACCAUGGCAUCGCAUGUCACCAAGGCCCAAACCAACCUCAUGGAUCCGAUUAGGGUCCCAGAGCAGAUUGACUGGGCACUUGAGCAAGCCGUCAUCCACAGUCAGCCCGUCUAUAUCGAGCUGCCGGAGGACAUGGUGGACGCUGCUGUUCUCGCCUCUCGAUUGAGCACACCCAUUUUGAUUCCAGACGGCUCGCCAUCUCCCCAUGAGCCGCUGCGAGAAGUUCUGGAGCGCAUAUAUGAUGCCCGACAGCCAUUGAUCUUGGUGGAUGGAGAAUGCCGACCUCUGCGCAUCCUGGACGAAGUUGAUGCGCUGGUCAAGAUUACGGGUUGGCCAACCUGGACCACCCUUUUUGGAAAGGGGCUCAUCAAUGAAGAACCGCCAAAUGUUUAUGGGCACUACAAUGGCUCGUGGGGCAGCCAGGAAUGGCAGGCCUACUUCGAGUUGGCGGAUCUGAUCAUUGCCCUGGGACCCCAUUACACCGACACGAAUAGUUAUGACUUCACGACGAUCCCGCGAGAAGAGGCCUCUAUUUCGCUCUCCAAGUCCACGGUCUAGAUAGGCUCCCAGUGCUAUCGCAAUAUCUCCAACGGCUUUUUGUUGAGACUGCUAAGGAGCCUGGACAAGGAUCGCGUGACACAAGUAGAAGGUCCUCCUAGAAGGGCUGCGACGAACAUCCGCGAAGGGAUAGAUUAUGACGGAGGUUUAGUUCAGAAGACCUUCUAUGCUUUCGUGAACAAGAUCUUUCGACCCAACGACCUGAUCCUCACCGAAACUGGCACUGCAGGAUGAUC
Molecule: messenger RNA, 917 nt
Organism: Aspergillus ibericus CBS 121593
Lineage: Eukaryota; Fungi; Ascomycota; Eurotiomycetes; Eurotiales; Aspergillaceae
Product: DHS-like NAD/FAD-binding domain-containing protein
Exons: 1
Molecular function (GO): magnesium ion binding; carboxy-lyase activity; thiamine pyrophosphate binding
Source: RefSeq, a predicted model, not a curated record